Lampris incognitus (smalleye Pacific opah) is the source of this 881-nucleotide messenger RNA. RefSeq lists its product as uncharacterized. The transcript is spliced from 5 exons. The record is from RefSeq and is a predicted model, not a curated record. NCBI's taxonomy places the organism in Eukaryota, Metazoa, Chordata, Actinopteri, Lampriformes, Lampridae. Bases 113 to 553 code for a protein of 146 amino acids.
AUUCUAUUAUCGAUGAAACGACGAGGAUGUAACUGGCACCACUGUCUUGAGUUUACUUGACAAUUUAAAAAGGUGUUUUGAAAAAUGUGAGAGAUCAGAGAGGGCCUCAGACAUGCACAGACUCAUCCCGUUAUUGCAGACUGUACUGGACAAUGGACGAAAAGCCUGCCAGCUGUUUUGUGGCAAUUUGGAAACAUUUCGCUUAUUCUACAGAGACUACACAGCUCAACCGGAAUUACUAGAGGACAGUCCUUCACAAGUACAAACUCUGACCAGUACCACCUUAAUCAUCAACAUCAGCAACUCCACCUUGAGCGACUGUGUCAUCGGUAAUGUCAGUUUUCCAGCUGCUGUGGUGGACAAAGAGCCACUGAUGAUGGGAUCUGAGCUCCACAUGCAUGCGUCAAUGACUUGCAACUGCAGCUGUAAACACCAGAUGGCAGCCAACACCAGCGUCCCUUUGCUGUCAGAGGAACUUCAUAGAGUCUGCAUACAGGACUCUCAUUUGAACUGCGUCAUCAUAGGAGACAACAACUCCAUGCGGGUUGAAUAGACACUGAACGCAGCUUGGAAGCGGCACACAGCUACACGUGUUGGGCUCCGGGCCAAGCUGAACAGGAUUUAUGCUGCUAAACCCCAACCAGAUCCCAGCGACGUUAUGAUCUUUGCUCCUUGACUUGAAAUGGAGCAAGGCUCACCUUUGUUCAAUGUCAUAAACGUGACAAUGGUUAAUGGCAGUUGCUGUGUGGGUGACGACACAUUGGUAAACUCCAUUUCCCGGAACUUUAUUGUUAUUUGGAAUUACCUUGAAAGUUUCAGCAAUCAAGAGUGCCCUGUUUUGUAAUUCAGUGAAAUGCAGACAAGUGUAAAUUGGGUUCCAA